CUCCUUAACCAGCUGAUAUAAGGAAAAACAAAAAAAGCUCUUCUGCUUCAUUCAGAUUUUCAUCUGAAGAACAAUGGUUGCAGGUUCCAUCAAAAGCGAGCAUUUGUUGUCCGUUUCGAUCGAUAGAGUAUGGAAAGCAGUCGCUUUUGAUGGCUAUAAUUUGGUUCCAAAGGUAGUGCCUGAUUUUAUUUCAAGUAUUGAGCUUUCUGAAGGAGAUGGCGGACUUGGUACUGUGCUGAAGAUUAAUUUCACCGAUGCUGUGGAAAAGUUUAGAAUUGCCAAAGAGAGGAUUGAGGAAAUAGAUCCUGAAAAGCAUGCAAUAAAGUACACUAUCUUUGAAGGAUGGCACAUUGGCUUAACGUUGAAGUCUUAUUCAAUUGAGGUAAAGUUUGAAGAGGUAAACAGCUCUGAAACUUUGGUGAAGCUCAACUUGGAGCAUGACACCAUAGAGAACACUCCUCUGGUUGUCGAGGAAGAAGAGGAGAUCAUGAAAGACUAUGUUUUGAUGUUAAAGGCAAUUGAAGGAUAUCUAAUUGAAAAUCCAACUUCUUAUGUUUAAAUACUAUAUUUUCAUGGGGGAGUGAAUCUUAUUUUGUGCUUGUUUAUGUUUGUUGUUGUGCUAAUAAGAACAAGUAACUUGUUCCUUCUGAAUGAUGGAGCGAGUUUAUUGUGUCAUUUCAAGAGAG
This is a messenger RNA of Phalaenopsis equestris, 686 nucleotides long. Its product is annotated as pathogenesis-related protein 1-like. Gene Ontology annotation, cellular component: nucleus; cytoplasm. Bases 74 to 559 code for a protein of 161 amino acids. The transcript is spliced from 2 exons. Gene Ontology annotation, molecular function: signaling receptor activity; protein phosphatase inhibitor activity; abscisic acid binding. Lineage: Eukaryota; Viridiplantae; Streptophyta; Magnoliopsida; Asparagales; Orchidaceae. The record is from RefSeq and is a predicted model, not a curated record. Gene Ontology annotation, biological process: abscisic acid-activated signaling pathway; defense response.